AUGGCCUCCAUUGGGCUUCCUGUUCCGCCUGGCUUCACCCUGACCACGGAGGUCUGCACGCACUACUACCAGAAUGACUGUCAGUAUCCUGCAGAACUCAAGCAGCAGGUGUCGAAGGCACUAGCUCUGGUUGAGACAAGGACCGGGCGGAAAUUCGGGGACGCCACGAAUCCUCUGCUGGUUUCGGUCCGCUCGGGUGCUCGGGCCUCCAUGCCUGGCAUGAUGGACACCGUGCUUAACCUCGGCCUGAACAACACGACUGUGGAGGCGCUGGCCAAGCAGUCGGGAGACCGGCGCUUUGCAUUCGACAGCUACCGGCGCUUCGUCCAGAUGUACUCAGAUGUGGUGCUGGGUAUCGAGCUUGGCAACUUCGAGAAGCUUCUGGAGAGGGCCAAGGCCAAGCGAGGCGUGAGCUUGGGUGGAACUGAGGUGAAGCAAGAUCACGAGCUCCUGCCAGAAGACCUGGAGCAGUUGGUCAAAAACUACAAGGCCUGUGUCUACUUGGAGCUCGGGGAGGAGUUCCCCGAGGAGCCGCAUCAGCAACUCUGGGGUGCCGUGGGCGCCGUCUUUGGCUCCUGGAUGAACCAGAGGGCCAAGACCUACCGGAAGCUGCACGACAUCCCCGAGGACCCCUUGAGAGGUUUGCGCUUCUUUCGCAGCUCCCGGGCUCUGCCAGAUUGCUGUCAGGAGUGGGGCACGGCUGUGAACGUUCAGGCGAUGGUCUUUGGCAACAUGGGCAACGACUGCGCCACGGGAGUCGCCUUCACGCGCAACCCCUCCAACGGUGCCAAGGAUUUCUAUGGAGAGUUCCUGGUGAAUGCUCAGGGCGAGGAUGUCGUGGCGGGCAUCCGGACGCCCCAGGAGCUGACGAUCAAAGCUCGCAAGUCGCACGGCAGCGACUUGCCAUCGCUGGAGGAGGUGAUGCCGAGCAUAUUCCAGGAGUUGGAGAAGGUGCGCCACCAGCUGGAGAACCACUACACGGACAUGCAGGACAUCGAGUUCACCAUCCAGCAAGGCAAGCUGUACAUGCUCCAGACCCGCACGGGGAAGCGGACGGCCCACGCAGCCUUGCAGAUUGCGGUGGACAUGGCCGCCGAAGGGCUGAUCAGCAAGUCGCAGGCUCUCAUGCGCCUGAAGCCGGAUCUCAUCGACCAGAAAGCUUCGACGUGUGCGGCUGUGGCUGUUCAUGGUAGGAAAGAACGUCGCUUCCAGAAGUUUUCUACGAACCUGCUCGGCGUCGUGCUCGGACAUGGGCUAGCGCCUUGGGCACCAAACAGGCGGACCGUGAUGUUGAUGGUGCUUGGGUCUACCUUUCCAACGUUGCUUGGACUGUGUUGUGAGAUGGUGGGGCCACCAAAGGUGUCCUUCGUUCUCCAGCCUGGCGUCCUCGGAAGGUUGCGUUGUCCUGAUCAGCUCGCUCGACAGCCACAUGAUCCCAGAUUGCGUGAUAAGAUUGAUUGCGCAACCCAGGGACUCGUUGACUCCUUCGAUUGGUUGAAUGAGCUGCGCCACUACUUCACCAUGGAGCAGCAAUGCAAAUGGCCUCGGGAGCACCGCGUCCAGGAGGUUGCAAGUCAGGAGCGUGCUCAGGCAUUGAAGAGUUGGCGCUCUACCGUGCGUGAUUCUGUGCGGAAGCAGUCCAAUUGGGUCAAGAGGCGAGCUGCGUUGAAGUGUGACCUGGUGUCUCCGAAGAUCUCUGAUUGCGCCGUCCUUAGUCGCAGGGCGGUGCGCCCUGUGGAGAUGAUCCGUCAGGUUGAGCGCUUCCUUGCCUUACCUGCCCCAUUCUGGCAGGUCUGCGAAGCUGGAGUGGUGCUGAUUGCCAAGCACUCUGGCGGCCAGAUGCCCCGCGUCCCAUUAUACGAAGACUCGGACGAGCACGUGUGUUUUGAUGCAAUUGGUGCUGAUUUAUUCGUUGAUGAUCGGCCCGCCGUCCUGUUGACCUUAUGCAAAGACUGUAUUCCAGCCUCUGCCAAGAAGACCGUCAUUGCCAAGGGCCUGCCAGCCUCGCCAGGGGCGGCUGCCGGCAAGGUGGUUUUCACGGCCGACGAGGCGGUGACUCGCUCGGAGAACGGAGAGAAGGUGAUCUUGGUGCGGGUCGAAACGAGCCCAGACGACAUCCAUGGACUGCAUGCGGCAGAGGGCGUUUUGACAACUCGCGGCGGCAUGACCAGCCACGCAGCCGUGGUGGCGCGCGGCAUGGGCAGACCUUGCGUGGCAGGCGCCGGGGAGGUGAAGGUCAACUACGCCUCGGCCUCCUUCGAGGUGGGCGACGUGGUCGUCAAGGAGGGCCAGCUGGUCACCAUUGACGGCGUCACAGGAGAGGUGAUGCUUGGAGAAGUCCCCACGGUGCCGCCGCAGCUUUCCGGCUCCUUCGGCACCAUCAUGGCUUGGGCAGACGAGUUCCGCACCAUGCAGGUCAGGGCCAAUGCCGAAACGCCGACAGACGCGCGGCAGGCCAAGGAGUUCGGGUGCGAAGGGAUUGGCCUCGUGCGCACGGAGCACAUGUUCUUCGAGGGGGGCCGGAUCGUGGCACCUGGGCUGCCAGCCAUGCGGCAGAUGAUCUUGGCCGCGGACAAGGCGGAGCGCCAGUCGGCUUUGAACAAGCUCCUGGCGAUGCAGCGCGAAGACAUCACCGAGCUCUUCAAGAUUAUGGACGGCCUUCCGGUGACGGUCCGUUUGCUGGACCCUCCCUUGCAUGAGUUCAUCCCGCACACCGAAGCCGAGAUGGGCCUUGUGGCAAAAGCAGCCGGGGUGCCUUUGGAUCGCGUGCGCCGGCGCGCGAGCGAGCUGCAAGAGGCCAACCCCAUGCUCGGGCACAGAGGCUGCCGCCUGGCCAUCACGUAUCCGGAGAUCUGCGAAAUGCAAGCUCGGGCCAUCUUCGAGGCGGCCGCGGAGGUCGGGCGCAGCGCCAAGAAGACCCCGGUGGCCGAGGUCAUGGUGCCCCUGGUCUCCACUCUGGAGGAGCUGGUGCAGCUGAAGAAGGUCAUCGAAGACACUGCCAAGCAGGUGCAGAAGGAGCAGGGCGUGAACUUCAGGUAUCACGUCGGAACCAUGGUGGAGCUGCCCCGCGCAGCACUGCAGGCUGGCAAAUUGGCAGAGCAGGCGGAGUUCUUCAGUUUUGGCACCAAUGAUCUGACCCAGACCACGUAUGGCUUGAGUCGUGAUGAUGCCGGGUCCUUCCUGCCUGAGUACAAAGCGAAAGGCAUCGUGGAAACGGACCCAUUCGUGAGCUUGGACCAGGAGGGCGUUGGCGAGCUGAUCAAGAUUGCGGUGGAGCGGGGCCGCGGAAAGCGCGCUGGCAUGAAGAUGGGCAUCUGCGGCGAGCACGGCGGUGAUCCAGCUUCCAUUGAGUUCUGUGAGAAGACGGGCUUGGACUACGUCUCGUGCUCCCCCUUCCGUGUGCCCAUUGCCCGCCUCGCUGCCGCGCAGGCUGCCUUGAAAUCGCAGGGCGAGAAGGCUCUCCAAGCUUCCACGAAGGCUGCCAAGCCCAGGCAGCAACAGUUUGGCCCCUGGUGA
Messenger RNA from Symbiodinium natans, 3516 nucleotides. The record is from the annotation of a GenBank genome assembly. Lineage: Eukaryota; Dinophyceae; Suessiales; Symbiodiniaceae.